UUUUAUAAAUAAUCCACCCUCAAAAUUUAUAUAGGAACUGUGUUGUUUAAAAUGUUCUCUCACUUUUUUUCCCUAAUAAAUAUUUUAAGUGCAUAAUAUUUAAGUGAUACUACUUAAUGAACAUUUUUAUACUCCAUGGACUAUUUUUGUGUGAAGUAGUUCAGAGAAAAGUGCUAAAUGGAACAAGUUUCACUAUACCUAAAAGUGUACCAACCACUUGAACCACUUUUCGCGUAGGAGUCAAUUUUCUUAGGAAGGAAUCCACAGAGCACUUGGGGAGGCAGAAAGUGAUGAUAUUGUCUGAAAUGCCCAUAAGACUGCUGUUUUAGAUGGUUAACUGUGUCAAUUUGAAGCUAAGAUGAACAAUGCAGAAAUAUUACGAUUUUCCUCAGCGUCAAAGACUUAGUAAAAGGGGUGGAUAACUUGGACGGUAUUUAGUGAAAUUGUUGGUUGUUUUCUCACCUGAAGAAGUCUCUGGUCAGACAAGUGAGAAAGAGGCGGGAAAAUCACGAUUUCGUGGGCAAAUAUCUAGAUUUUCUGCCCAACAGACCACCAUAGAGCAGAAGCACAAAAUCACCUGCCAAGAUGUUCACGUGUCUCUGGCAAUUGUGGGAUUGGCUGGAUCCUCCGCCACUCUUCACCACCGCCACGAUGGAGAGCAAGAAGUUGCAACAACUUCAACAGGCCAAUACUCAUAUGGCGCCACAACCGAUGCCACAAACCAAGGCCCCGUCAUAUCAUACAGCAACAGGGGACUACCGGUCGCAGCAUUCACCAGUCUUCCAGAAUCAUCCACAGUACCAGAGUCUGUCAUCAAAUUUCGCUCAGAUCAACAUGACUACCCAUCAGCAGCCCCACUUGCAUGUGAAACCCAUUGGUCCGGGUUCACAGUACGGUGGAACAGGGUUCAGUCAACCUCAGACGCCAUCUCAGCAUCUCAAUCACUACCAUGGGGAGCAGUUGUAUCAGAACAACACCCGGGAGCGGCUGUAUCAGCAGGCUCCACUUAGGCAGCACUACACUCAGGCCCAUCAACACAUGAGUCCAUCAGCUCAGUUGCAGCAGCAGUAUCAGCAGCUGCAACAAGCUAAGUUGCAGGCUCAACUGCAGACCCAGAGUGAUGCUCUGAUCCAACAACAGCGUACCUUUGCCAUGCGGCAACAGCUCAACCCUCCCAUACCGCACUACCAUCUGCAGAGUCAGACAUCCCUCAAUCAGAUCCCCGUGCAGGUUCAACCUCAACCACAGUCCAUGCAUCGAAGUGCUCCACCCUCGAGUCUAAAUCUCACUAAUCAGUUCCAGCCCGCAGGAACGGGAAAACUACCACCAGACUCUCACUAUGGUACAACGCAAACUGCGAAUCAGUUGUCACCGCAGUCAGGUUUGACAAACGCAGCUUUGCUCCAGAACCACAAAGCACAGAGUCAGGCUAUAUACCAGCAGAAUCAGCUAAUUCAGCAGCAAAUGAUACAGAACAAGUUGCAGCAACAGAAGCAACAGCAGCAGAGUCCGCAGGAUCAGAUAAUAAUUCAGCAGAACAAUCCGGGUUCCGUGAUGAAUCAGGCAUGUCAGACUCAGAUCUCAGGCCAAGUGCCCAAGGCCAAGCAACAGCAGAAUUCUGACAAAACACCAUCGCCUUCCCAUGCUCCGUUGGACAGGAAAAAGAGCGGAGGUACUCCCAUUGCUCUAAAGUCUCCUGUAACGAAGCGUCCAGCUUCUUCGCCAGUAACCCUUUCAGGGUGGCUCUAUAAGCAGGGUUCGGAUGGUCUCAAGGUUUGGAGGAAGCGAUGGUUUGUUCUGUCGGAGUACUGUUUGUUCUACUAUAAGGGUCCUGAGGAGGAAAAGUUACUGGGGUCCAUACUUCUGCCAUCGUACCGUGUUGCUGCUUGUUCUCCCGAAGACAAGAUCUACCGUAAGUACGCAUUUAAAUGCGAACACGUCAAUAUGCGCACAUACUGGUUGUCAGCUGAGACAGCCGAAUCAAUGGGGCAGUGGGUUAGGGCCCUUACUGCUGCAACAAUGAUGCAGUGCAGUAGUGAGUCCGAUCAAACACCCCAGCCUAGCAUGUCGUCAUCGCUGAAUCCAAGCGGUGAAAAUAGCGACUCCGGUAUCCAUACCUACCAGAGUCAGCAGAGUAAGAUAAGCGUUCCUGUCGGCCAUGGACCUCUAACACCAGCAUCUGAUGGCAUGGGUGGGGGAAGCAGUGCUGGAGGAAGUGCAACGGGUGGAGGACCACAGCCUCUCUAUGCAAAUGCUCCUCCAAAACCAAAAAGGGCCAAUGAUGGAGGAUACUCUUCGCCUAGUCCUGAACAUUCAGUCGAAAGAUAUGAUGGGAAUUUUGAGGCACAUCACAUGGAUGCCAAUCAGAGGCGAAUGGAUGUAAAGUCGCCUCUGAGUCAUCAAUCACCUGAUUCACUGUAUGAAGUGCGUCGACAGAUGGCCAAAUCACCGGACCCAACCCUAGCGUCAAGGAUGCAGCAAGUCCGGCUAGAAGGAAGCAAAUCUCCGAAUCCUGGACAACAGGUCCGGUCGCCGUACCCGGGUGAAGCUGGGUAUGGGCAAGAUCUCAAUCAGAGUCUUCUAAUGCGUCAACACGUUCACCCAGUUGAGAACGUUGAGGAUGUGUAUGGAGGAAGGGAAAACAUCAUCCGAGCACCACAUAGGUUCGAUGACUACACCGGGCGACAGAUCUAUGGCGAAGCUGACGAACGCGAAAUGCAGAUGAGAAUGGCCCAACAGAAGUACCAUCAAGCAGGGCAAGUAGCAGGACAACAAGCCCUAUACCCUAACAACGAACGACGAACACCUGACACCUACGGUCGAUCUAGAUCUGGUCAGACAGAUCGAAGAAACUUCUCUGACUACGAAGACAUCUACAACCUACAACAACAGGCUCUUGGGGACCUAGGCUCCUACCGCCGUCCCAUGAGCCCUAUUGGUUACCAGAACACCAACAAGAGCGUCCCAGGACGAUACACGCCAAACUAUCUCGAGCCCAACACUGCUGCCCAGCAUGUUCAAAUGCGUGCCCGCCCUGUACAAUCCACCCUUAUGCCAAGGCCGCACUCAGCUGACUUCCUGGAGUACGAGGCUCGCAGUGAAGCUGCUCAGAUGCAGGCUGAACCAGCCCGGGCACCUCGUCCAAAGUCCAGCCUGGAUAUCAAUCGUGCUCCCGACAGUUAUUACUACUCAGAAGCCAGCUAUGCUGAGAAAUUACGUCAGAGUGCUCUGUACCAGACGAAACCUUCAACGAUGCCCAUGCGGUACAGUGCAAAUCCCUUCGCUGCCGAAAUGGCAGUCAGCACGAUGCCCAGAGAAGCGGACUACGGGCAGUACGGUCAAAGGGUUUACCGGCAGCAGCAGAUUCAGCAACUGCAGAAGAGCUUCAUAAGUCCGCAGCAGGAUCAGUUUCUGCGUUCGGCAAGUGCUAGGCUGCCCCGAAAAGAAGAAGAGGCCAAUGGACGAGACAGCGAAAGGAGACGCGAGGAGUCAAUGAAGAGGCUGCUAGAGUGGAAGCAGCGUAUGCUACAAUCCCCGCUAACUCGCAAAGGUGCCACUCUGUCUGCCACUUCAACCAUGACUCAACCCAAGUCUCCGGUACCCAUGAAUACCGGCCUCCAGAGAAGUCGAUCCGAAACCCACACCAAUGCCGGCUACAAUAGCUACUCAUCCGACGACGAAGCAUCGCUCUCAGUGCAGAAUGUGAAGAAUGUGCAAUCAUCGGGGCUGACUGUGAAACCAGAUGACUCAAUUGACAUCCAACGCAGUCACAUGAGCAAUAAUCACGAAGAGAGAUUCCCAGCGAAUUUGGUACGUGGGUAUGAGCAUCAGUGGCCCAUGAAGAAGAGUACGAGUCAGAGGGAGAUUGACCAGCUGGAGCGAGAGAAUGCCAUUAGGAGUUUGGAUAUGUCGGCGGGUGAUUUACUGAGUCGAACCCAUGAAGAAUUGGUGCUCCUGCUCAUUCAGCUGAGAAGACAGAACAGUGCUACAGCCCGCGCCAUUGAACAGUGCUGCACGGAUAUCCAUGAUGUUCAGAAUCGUAUCCGAACAUCGGAUGGUCAGACGAAGAUGGACAAUAUUGCUCGCUUGGAUUCGCUUAAGCAGCAACUUGUAGACCUGGAAAAGCAGUACGAAAAAAGUAAACCACUCGUGAAUCUCGUGGACAACAUGGUGAAGCUAGGUUCACUUUAUCGUGGUGCACCUAGCGCAAAUCGCCAUCAAGGAAACGAGUCCGUAACCCUAGAUAGGUUAGAGUUCAAUCAGCGGGUUCAGGAACGGCGUUUGCUGCAGGAAGAACGAAGGCAUUGGGAUAGGCUGAGUCCUAAUCAUACAGAACUGCAGACAAAGGUACAGCAACUCUACCAACUCGAUCAGUUGCUUCAGGAGGAGUCUGGAACACUUCAAAGCUUGCAGCGCGACAAGGAAGAUUUGGAACGAGCUCUGGGUGGACUCAGAGCCAGAAUGCAAAAUGGUGUAGGUCCUCCAAUUGCCAUCGAAGCUGCCAGGAAGCAGCAACAUGCUCUUGAGCGAGAACUGUCUCGGGUUCAUCAGCUACUAGCUGAAAAUUCCAAGAAGCUGGAACAGACAGUGGCUGGAAAUGCGAGAUUAGAGCAGGAGUUGCUAGUACUUAGGCAGAAAUUGCAAGCUUCCAGGGAUUCUCGUGGUUCUCAAACUGCACUUAGUACAGGAAGUGGAAGCAAUACUGGUGCUCCGGAUAGUAUUACUUACGCGGGAGGUGCUACAACUGUCCUCGAGUCUGAUAUUCUAGAAUUGAGGCGUGUGCAACAACUGGUUGGUGACAUGCAGAGGCAGAGGCAGGAACUGAGUCAAGCAGUUAGACAACUUACUGAAAAUUCCAACAGUCUCUACCAGCAAAUUCGUCCAAAUGAUCAUCCGGGAAAUUCAAAGAAGCGCCCUCAAAAUAGUUCAUGGAUGGAAACCGAUUUGGAUUCUAUGAUCAGUUCAGAUCACUCAGCGAACCAGAUGGCUCAUAUUGAGCACGUCUCGACGAAUCCCUUCCUCAAUCACAGUCUCUACGUGGACACAAACUCAACGGGGAAGAUGAUCGAGAAUGGUACCAGAACGUCUAAGAACUUCAACAAUCACCAAGAAUCAUCGGAUUGUGUAGAAUCCAGCGGAAUGGAGAGUGAUGAUUUGCUGGAGGGGAAUCAAGUCAACGAGUUUUCCGUACAGGACAAACAGGAGAUCAAAACGGUGCGAAUUGUAAAGCGUGAGAGUGAAAGGAGACAGCGUGACCGGGAACGCACAAAUUCAUCUAGUCAGAAUCUCGAUCAGGUGCUCGAGGAAGAAACCCACCAUCCGGACGACUAUCUCAACUAUGCCCGUAGCAAGUCUCUGCCACGAGGGUACGAAACCGGGUAUGAUCCCUUCAAGGGAGGCGAAUCUCUCAAAUCCCCACGCGUCACCAGUAAAGGGAACACUAUUUAUGCUGCCGGACCUACAAUUCCUGGAAACACUAGCAAAUACUCAGACUUCUACAACCAUACUCCGAUCUCCAACCAUUACCCGGUGUCCAUGACAGAGAGAAUAGAUGAUUCAUCAAAGUAUUACAAUCAGUCGACGUCAGACAAGACCUACAAAGCUUCUUUUGGGAGCACAGGGGAACUCUCUGGACUGAAAAAUAAGACAGAGUCUAUCCAGAGCCUGACAAAAUCUAUCGGGGAACUCAGUCCGGUAUUUCAGAGUGAAGCAGCCAGGCAGAUAAUAUACGAAAUGUCUGGUAGUGCAUCAGAAGAGAAUGGGGAGAAAGUUCCCCUGGCUAGCAAGCACAGGAGAGCAGUUCCUAAAGAGAAGAGGAGGCACAACACAGCGCCCAGCAAUGUCAUCGUCAAGACCAUGCAACAAAUUCAAUCGGAGAACGACAUGAAUCGCAAUAACACAAAUUGGCGAGCUCGAGAUGAUCUUGACAUGGAAGUUGCUCUUCGACCACGAAGCAAUGCACCUGAUGUUGUGCGGUCAGCUCUUGGACCGCGGGAAAAGAUCUCAGAAAACACAAUUGAUAAGCUUUUGGCAGCCCCUAGCAAAAUUCUCAUCCCAGAACGCUAUAUUCCCGAACAACCACCAGAAUUGUCACCAGAGGAAAAGAAGAGGCGCCAGGAGAAAGUGGAGGCCAUCAAGAAGAUGCUCUCUGAAGCACCUCUCAAUCCUUCAAAUGACAACGUUUCCGCUCCUCCGAGUCAAAUUAGUGCUGAGAAGAAGCAACGCGAACAUUUGUUGCAACUAAACCAAAUCCUGGCCCAGCAAGUGAUGCAGAUGAGCAAAAUUGUUGCGGAAAAAGCCAUGGCCACGUUACCAUCGAAAGUAGCUGAAUUCACAAAGAAUAUUCCUGAAGAUGACCAACCAUCUCCACCAGAACCACUGCCAUUGUAUCAACAACGGGAUAAUUAUUUCACUUAAUUGUAAUAAGACACCAACAAUAUUUCUACGAGAUUUUAUUGCUAUUUACUGUAAUUACAAAAAAAAACGAAUUUACAAAAAUGUAUUUAUUCAAAACAAAAACCUUUUUAUCCACUCGACAGAAAAAAAACAAAUUCGCAACAUAAAAUGUAUUUAGCCAGGAACAAGGAAUAUUUAGUGAUUAGAGAGAGACUUAGACGAUAAGAAAUUGUGACAAUUUAUCAAUAUUUAAAUCCGAAUCUCGUGCAAAUUUUAAUCUAGACAAACAAAACAGGCAUUAAGUUCUGUGCUUAAGAAAUUAUCAGCAGAGAUACCAAGAAUCCUUCAAACGAUUAUUCUAACAAUUCCUUAACUCCUGAUUUUUUGAUCAAUAUUAUUCUCCGUCCAUCGUUAUUUAGUCUUUUUCCUAAAAACAUCUUUCCGACAACUUUUUUGACCAUUUAUAACUUCAAAACAUCUUAUUUCUUAUUUAGACGAGAAGCUUUUGCUUUAGUAAAACGAAAAAACCGUGCAAUUUGAAAGUGUUACUCUUGAAGAAGAAGAAAAACACAAAAUAAGGGCUUUCGAUAGAGAAAUUUAGAUGAAAAAAAUAAGAUUAAAAAAAAAUCCCCUCUUACCCAGCAUAUCAACCUAUACAUAAUCUUAUCACAUAAAAGAAUAUACAGCUUUACAAAA
Messenger RNA from Phlebotomus papatasi, 7092 nucleotides. RefSeq lists its product as uncharacterized. The transcript is spliced from 15 exons. The record is from RefSeq and is a predicted model, not a curated record. Lineage: Eukaryota; Metazoa; Arthropoda; Insecta; Diptera; Psychodidae. Bases 586 to 6417 code for a protein of 1943 amino acids.